AUUGGAGGGACUAAUACAAACCAAUUUACGAAGGUAAGAAUUGUAGUUGCCUCCCCCAAAGCUGGGCUUUUACGCGGCGCCGCUGCUCAAGUCUUGUUUCCUGUGCUCCCCUCUGUUCUCUCUUUCUACUCUCGGCAGCUUAUUUUAUUUGACUUAGGAUUCAAUUCCUUCGCUCAGACAACUCCAGAACUCUUUUUUGCUGCCUGUCACUCCUUGGUGACUGACUUCAUCAGUAAAUCAACUUGACCUUCUUGAAAUUUCUUUGUAAAUAAACUUUCUUGCAGUUGUCUUAGGACCCAUUUUCUUAGGCUUUCCAUGUCUACCUCCUAUGGAGCAAGUAAAGAAAUAUUGCAGUGCAUUACAACUGCAGUAAUUCCUCGCCGAGAGUUGUGUGUUAAGGACUCAAAUGUGUCGAUGCUGAAGUCAAGUCGCCUCUCACAGAAAUUUUUGGUGUCAUCUGGAGUGUGCACAAAAUUUCAUUGUAGAAGUAGAAAAACUACCAUUGUCCUGUCGAUGUCAUGUAGUAGUCGUGAUGAAAAAGCUGAAGAUAAUGCUGACAGACUUACAUAUAAGGAUGCUGGUGUUGACAUUGAUGCUGGAUCUGAUCUGGUUAGAAGAAUUGCCAAGAUGGCACCUGGAAUUGGAGGAUUUGGAGGGUUAUAUCCUUUAGCAGGUGAUUCAUAUCUUGUGGCUGGUACCGAUGGUGUAGGAACAAAACUCAAGCUUGCAUUUGAAACUGGAAUUCAUGAGACCAUUGGGAUUGAUUUGGUUGCAAUGAGUGUCAAUGACAUUGUCACUUCGGGAGCAAAGCCUUUAUUUUUCCUUGAUUACUUUGCUACCAGCCAUCUUGACGUUGAUCUUGCUGAAAAAGUCAUAAAGGGUAUUGUUGAUGGUUGCCAACAGUCUGAUUGCACUCUUUUGGGAGGAGAGACUGCAGAAAUGCCAGAUUUCUAUGCACAUGGUGAAUACGAUAUCAGUGGUUUUGCAGUCGGCAUUGUCAAAAAGGAUUCUGUAAUUGAUGGGAAAAACAUUACAGUUGGAGACAUUCUUAUUGGUCUACCAUCAAGUGGAGUCCAUUCAAAUGGAUUUUCUUUGGUUAGAAGGGUUCUCAACCGAAGUGGUCUUUCGCUGAAGGACCAACUUCCUGGUGGAUUAGUCACACUAGGCGAAGCUUUGAUGGUACCAACUGUCAUUUAUGUUAAGCAGGUGCUGGACCUUGUUAGCAAGGGAGGCAUUAAAGGUAUAGCCCACAUCACAGGAGGUGGUUUCACAGAUAAUAUACCCCGAGUUUUUCCAAGGGGUCUUGGUGCUGCCAUUUAUAAGGACUCUUGGGUAGUUCCUCCCGUUUUCAAUUGGAUUCAAGAGGCCGGAAGAAUAGAUGAUGCUGAGAUGAGAAGGACCUUUAAUAUGGGGAUCGGAAUGGUAUUAGUUGUUGACAAGGAGGCUGCAACCAGAAUACUGGAGGAUGGACAGGGGACAAAUUCAAUGUACUGCCUUGGUGAGGUUGUGAGUGGUGAGGGAGUGAGCUAUCACUAAUAGGUGGAUGAUAUGUUAUAGCACUACAGCAGGAAGAAUACUUUUCUUUUUCCCAGACAAGUGUUCACAAGUUUAGAUUUUUAUGCAAUGGCCUUGAAUUUUUUGGUUCAAUUGUAAGCAUCUUAUUAGUUAGUGCUUGAGUUGUGAGCACAACCUCUUUAACUUCUGUUGCACUUGAUGUCCACUUUUUUGCUAUUGAGAACUCAGAUUAAGCUUUUUGACCUAUUUGAUGCUA
Molecule: messenger RNA, 1771 nt
Organism: Coffea eugenioides
Lineage: Eukaryota; Viridiplantae; Streptophyta; Magnoliopsida; Gentianales; Rubiaceae
Product: phosphoribosylformylglycinamidine cyclo-ligase, chloroplastic-like
Exons: 9
Coding region: 316-1536 (406 amino acids)
Biological process (GO): adenine biosynthetic process; 'de novo' IMP biosynthetic process
Cellular component (GO): cytosol
Molecular function (GO): phosphoribosylformylglycinamidine cyclo-ligase activity; phosphoribosylamine-glycine ligase activity
Source: RefSeq, a predicted model, not a curated record